ACCCCCAUCAAUUAUGUCGACGGAUGCCAUUUUUGCCCUAUUAUUAGUGCUCCUAAUUGUUUCCUUGUUGCUUGGUAACGCUUACCUUUCCUCCACGAAAGAUGCCCAUCCGCUCCUCCUCUCAUCGCAGGCCACUGUCUCCCCCACUCGUAAGGAGGGCGAAACAGCCGUCUAUAAACACUCAGAGAUGUCGUACCAGCAGUUGCCACGCUCUGGGUUGGAUAUUUUGAAAGGGUACACUGUGAGGUCUGGGAACUUGUUUGACUGCUGGCUGGUUGGGCUAGAGGCGAAUAAGAAGCUGCCCAAGGGGAUCAGCUUUGCAAGCGAUCAGAAGGUAGAGAGAUUCACCUACGGUGAGAUCAACUCUAGAUGCAAUGCCUUUGCUGAAAGAUUCCAGACCACCGAGGUUUACUUCUACCGGGUCCCGUUGAGCACCAUGGAUGGUCUCACCGCGACUUUGGCCUGUUUGGUUCAUGGGGUUACGAUUAUCGAGAUUUCAAGUCUUUCAGACAUUACAAGGGGGUUGCCUGUGGUUACAACCGAGAAUUUAGUUCCAAAAGUUGUCGCUGAGGCCCACGAGGCUAUUUCCGUGAGCCAAGAGUUUCCCUUUGGCGAAUCUCUUGCUACGACUUACAAGUACGAUCCGAAGUACGAUCAAAUCGUGCCCUACAUCGUCUCCACUGGCAACUCCUACACGACAUUUACGCAACAAAACUUUACUGCAGCUAUUGCCAACCACUUGAAGAACUUGCCCGUCGACCAGGAGUUGAAGCCAGUGGACGUGGUGCUCAUCGGCACCUGCGAACAACGUUGGGAUAUCGUCAAGCUUUUUGCCGCCUUUUUGACCAACAACGAGGUGAUUUUAUGCCAGGAAGCACACAUCAGCAGCGAAUUAGUUGCAAAGACAAAACCAACCAUCAUGUCUAUCAGCGAAAAAAAAAUGGUGCAGUGGACCGAGGAUAUUUUGAACAGCCUUCCGGUUGUCAGCAAGUCUUUUCUCCCCGCUUCCUUGAGAUUAAUCACUAACGGUAACUUCAUCACCUUCUCGCAGGUUCCGGCCUUGCGGUCUGUUCGUCUCAUCUAUGUCACCUCCGUUGGUACUGGCGAGACGCUCACCACCCGGAUCCAGAACCUCGCGCGGGCGAUUUUUGGGGCCAGGCUCAUUGUCAAUCGUCAUCUAAGCGACAGCAAUGUCCUUUCCCCGUUGUUCAACACCUUUAUCUACGACUACAGAGCCAUCAAGGAUACCGCGUAUUUGAACAGGGGAUGUGUUCCGCAAUGCUUGGAGAUCAAGUUGAGAGACGGCUUCUUUGAACAGAAGCGCAAGUUCUUGCGAGCCGCGCAGAACCACGGCCAGGUGUACAUCCGGGGGUUCAGCAUCGGGAAGGCACAGACGGAUGUACAAGCGGCCAAGGACACAGAGGGGUGGAUGCCGACUGGUGUCUACGGGAAGUUUGGCACGGACGGGUGUUUCUAUGAGUGCAGAUAAGUUAGUAAAACUGAGCUUGUCUUUGACCCGAAAAAGAGCUGCCGUGGAAUACAAGCAGAGGGAGGGAGUUUGGCAGUGCCUGAAUAUGUAUAUAGUCAAAAGCAAGGCUAUUGUUUCCACGAGAAAUAGUGUAGCGGUGCUAACAGGGUGGAAUGGUAUUAACCCAUUAUCUAAAUCAAUUCCGUACUGUUUGUGACGCCACUGAGCUGUAGUGGAUGUCACCAAUCUUGAGUCGACAAAGCACCGAUUUUCACCGAUUCAGAACCAUUGAAUAUUAUCCGUCGGAUGUUUCAGUAACUUGCGUUUUGUCAAAGAAAAGUUAAAUUAAGUGACUUUUAUAGUACGAAUGAGAAUACAUAAAUAUGC
Babjeviella inositovora NRRL Y-12698 is the source of this 1855-nucleotide messenger RNA. RefSeq lists its product as uncharacterized. NCBI's taxonomy places the organism in Eukaryota, Fungi, Ascomycota, Pichiomycetes, Serinales. The transcript has a single exon. The record is from RefSeq and is a predicted model, not a curated record. Bases 14 to 1489 code for a protein of 491 amino acids.